Messenger RNA from Klebsormidium nitens, 1552 nucleotides. The record is from the annotation of a GenBank genome assembly. NCBI's taxonomy places the organism in Eukaryota, Viridiplantae, Streptophyta, Klebsormidiophyceae, Klebsormidiales, Klebsormidiaceae.
UUAGGUAGUCAGAACUUGGAAGAUAAUACAUCAGGCCGGCUCGUGACUUGAUCUGCUGGCAAAUUCCGAGUACAAAAGUCGCUCAAUUUCAUAACUUCCUCCACCAGUUGCCUCCACCAACCGCUUUCACCAACUUGAAGUUGCCUUCCAGCUCCAUUAAUCGCAGCUUGCUUGAGCUCCCCUUCCUCCGCUGAAAGGCCCUUUGACCCGCCUUUGGAGUCCCCCAAUCCCCAAUCUCUACAGAGUCAGCUCAGCAAACUGCACAAUGGCCAGAACAAAGGUGACGCAGCAGGACCUUGAGAAGGUGAUGAACGUGGACGACUGGCUGACUACAACAGAUAGGGUUCGCAAGAGCAAGAACCUCCAAGACGCAUGGGCGCACGGCGACACCGAUUGUGCCUUCCGGAUUAACAACAUCACGGGAAUCCAGAGGUCGCGCAACGCCAAUGACUGGAACUACUGGGGUGACAUGUCUCAGAUACAAGACGACAAGGGUGAUGACUUUGGGACGUACCUCAACUUCAAGUUGGAGAAAAAAAGAGUUGAGAUCAUUUUCGAUCAGAUGCCCCAGGUCACUGCUGAGCGCAGCAAGGUUUAUAACAACACGAGUAUUGGUUCCUCAGACAUCAAUUACGAGUACACGGAGACGGAGUCCACUACGGUGAGGAAGGACGUUGAAAUUUCCAACCGCGUGUCCAUGACAAUGGAAGCUGGAGUUGAGGUCGGCGGCUUCAGCGUCAAGAUCAGCUCAACCUCAGAGCAGACUAAGGCGACCGUGGAUAGUACGACCAGAACCGUCGAGAAGUCGGACAAGGUUUGGGGCACCGUUGCUGCCGGGAAGUAUUUGGAGGUGCACACCGUCAAGUCGGUUGGAGAGAAGCGAUACCGUGUCAAGAUUCCCGUUGUCAUGGAAGGGUGGGUCGGUCUCUGCUCGGCCAAUGACCAAGGUACCUUUGUUCCAUACCCUCUGUACGACUUUGUGGAUGAGAAGAGGCUUACGCGCUGGAUCACGUUCGACAUGUUUGUGGAAUCUACAAGCUAUAUGGUGAAGACCUACACCGAGCCGACGAACCUAAGCGUCAGCGAGGAGGCAGUCAAGAAGGAGUUCCUCAGUGCCUAGUGUUGGCAAAGGCUGGGCUUAACGUCGAACCUUGACUUUGUAGACGAGGUAAAGUCAUUGAUUGGAAGGUACUGAUCUUGUGUUAGACUUCAGGGUAGGCCCGCUGACCGUUUCACUGACAAUUAGGAGCUGAGUUUGUACCACCCUUGGUCAGUGAUGGCGCAUUCGUGACGACGAACAUUCACUAGGUCGAGAACUCUCGAUAGAGUGAGACGCUUCGUAAAUAGAAGACAAGACAUACAUAGUGGCUAAUCCAUUCAAAACCAUUAGACAUUCCUACUUAGAUUUGAUUGAACUUUACUAAGUCGGCAUGCGCGCCAUGGACUGGACAUACUCAGCAUGACUCAUGUCGAUUGAUAGCGUGUAAGAAGAGGAGUUUGAUGAGGCAAGUACUCAUUCUUCCAUUCUCGGAUGCAUCUCACUUUUCUGGCU